CAAAAAAGGCUGUUUCUAUAGCAUUAUAUAGGCUUGGCUUAGCCCCUCUAAGAUAAAGAGUCAAAAUUCAAACAGCCCACUUUGUUCAGUUGCUCUGCUCGCUCCGACGGUAUGUCUCAUUAAGUCGAGAACUUAAAAAAGAUAGUCAAUAGAAUACGAAUCGAAUGGCAUUAGUGGCAGCUUCUGCAUCAUUAUCUUUUUCUACAGAAAAAUUCACUUGUCGUUUCACAAAUUCAUACUUCAAAUCCCAUUUUGUUAAGAAGAUUAACAAGAACAAUCUAGACCCACCAUUGCAGCAAUGGCUAACAAGAUCAAGAAUCUCGUUUAUUAUGCUUACACAAAAUGUUAUUGAUUCAUAUAAAGACGCAAAACGAGUUUCCUUUCAGCUUCCUAAGUUACUAUUACCAUUUCGCUCUCGUUUUGUUCCACUUCUGCCCAAAUUUCCUUCACCUCUUCUGUCAUAUCCUAUGUCCUCCUUAAAUUCUGACGCUAACCCAGAUGCUAAAACGGUUAGAGCUGUGAUUAAGGGGAGAGUGCAAGGGGUGUUUUACAGGGACUGGACUGUGGAGAAUGCUAAGGAAUUGGGGUUGAAAGGUUGGGUUCGAAAUAGGAGGGAUGGAUCGGUGGAGGCUUUGUUUUCUGGAAGCCCCGAAAAAGUUCAGGAAAUGGAGCAGAGGUGUCGGAGAGGUCCACCAUCUGCUAUUGUCACUGGACUAGAUGUCUUCCCCUGUGAUGAUGACCCUGGAACUGGGUUCGAACGCAAACAAACUGCUUGAUCAUAGGCUAGCCUGUUGGGGGAAGACAGGAGUACUCAACGGGGAUAAGGGAUCCCCCCGGGUAGAGGAAGUAAGAGAUGGCUAACCACUGCAAAUGUAAAUAUGCAUAAAAAAAAUUCAUCUGCUCCUUUCUAUUUUCUUUUACUCUUUACUUCUUAUUUUGUUAAGUUAGUUUAUUUUAUAACACGUUAUCA
Molecule: messenger RNA, 970 nt
Organism: Solanum dulcamara
Lineage: Eukaryota; Viridiplantae; Streptophyta; Magnoliopsida; Solanales; Solanaceae
Exons: 3
Coding region: 165-776 (203 amino acids)
Molecular function (GO): acylphosphatase activity
Source: RefSeq, a predicted model, not a curated record